UGCCGCGACCGCGACUUUUCUGUCUGCGCCGUGCUAAGUCGACGCUGCGACUCUGGGCGAUCGAGGUGCGCGCGAGCUGUGUGAGUGCGCGAACGGCAGCAGCUUUUAGUUAGUUUGCUAGUUUGAUUGGUGCACACGGCGCGCAUAGUGAAAUUGAGAGUGCGUCGCGCGAUUUUACAAACACCGGAGAUUUAAACUCGUUUUUCCGAAGCGCAGUACUUAACAAAUAUCCACGAUGUCGAGCUCAAGGAUCGAACGAAAAGAAUAUCAAUCAUCGCAUACGAGCAGCAGUCGCACGUUGUCGCCUCAAAGUUACUCACGCAAUGGCGGCACACAAUUCGACAACAGUCUGGAUCAUUUGCUGGAUGAUUUGCAAAGCACAGUAUCCCGUCCAUUGACCAACGGCAACACAACAAGCAACGUUUAUAAGGAAUCGCGGGUAGAUAAAUCCUCUUUGAAGAGUCCUCAUUUGAUCAACGCUACUCCAGUCACCGAUUACAGCAUCAACGAUUCAUAUAGCUAUACUGAUCCAGAUGGUACUCAACAUUACAAAACAGUCAAAACUCAACAUUAUCAUUACAACAGCAAAGGCGGCACUGAACUACCACCGGAAAAACUACGAAUGCAAGAUAACAUCAAUCAAUUGGAUUCGUUAUUAGAUGAUUUACAGCAGGCUAAACAAUCUGAUUCAAUUAUGGGAGUAAAUGUAAAUAACAAUUCAAUUCAGCAUCAAGCUGAAUAUCAUAAGAGUAGGACUAGUAGCGGUAAGACUAUUGUUGAACGCGCUGUACCAUCAUAUGCCGAGAGAACCAGGUCUUUGGAACGCAGUGAGAAUCGUUCGCAGACUUACCACCAAAAUGAAGGUAGUUACGGUGACAUUAAAUCAUUGCGUACCCGUACUCCUUCGCCCACAUUUACCAAGAAGGUCAAUGUACAAGAAUAUCCAGUCGAGGUGAUCGAAACCACCAAUCCAGACAUCAACCCACAAGUCCUUGCUGGCCUGGAUCCCGAAAUCCUUCCAAGUGGCAACACUAAGGUCACCACAACAAUUAAAACCUACACCUAUGAAAUACCCGGCAAUGUUGACCCCGAUCAAUACAUCCAGAAAGCCCUUCAACACUCAGUCAAUCAAUACGAAGGCCAACAAUCAAAUCAAUCAAUCACGACGCCGAGUAAAAGUUUUGUUUACACAACUAAGAAUUAUGAGAAUGCAUCCAACGCCAGCACUUUGACGCGUACGGGAACUCGUCCGGUCACUCCGACCAGCCCUCACAGCGAUCGCAAAGUCAUUCGGGAAACCAUCACUACGAAAAACUAUCAUCCUGAUAACAAAAUCUACACGGACACCGACGGCAAGCGCACUUACAUUUACAACGAGACGGUGAAGACGAGAGAUUAUAAAGACUUUAUCCCCGGAAGUCCCAGUGGUCGUUCGACACCUAACCCCGUUCAUCAGACCGGUCAUGUUUCGCGACCACACACGCCCAGAAACGACACGUUUCAAACCAGAGAGUAUCAUACAGAGACGACUACACAUCGCAGUUCUAGCCGAGGACCACGUGAAGAUUCUCCAGACAGGACUAGCUUGCCGCCGGUAACUACAACUAUUCACAAAUUUGACUCAAUGUCCAAUUUGAAUGCCAGGCAAUAUCCCGAUGUGGAGACUUUCGAUCCCAAACAUCCUCCGGGUAAUGGAAAUGUCAGCCCAGUACAACAGUAUCCCGUACAGGUGUAUCCAGAAGAGCCAGAAGUGAACAUCACUUAUAAAUAUCGCUCGACCACUAACACUACGAACAAAUACAAUACGGAACGGUACGAUAAUGAACCAAUAUUGCCAAGGAAGUUUCCUACAGAUGAGGUUGAAGGACCACCGAAACGUUUAGAUGAUUUAAUGGCGCAAAUUGGCAAUGAACCUCCAACAAAUGUUUACAAUUCUGGUUGGAGUGCUCACGAACGUGAACUGCAGGAGCAACGCAAAAUCGACGCACUAAAGGCAUCGCAAGACUACGAACGCAAGAAGCGAGAAGAACCUCUAUCUAAAAAUAUCACUGGUCAACCAGUGUACUAUCCACCUGAACAUCAAAUGUUUGCUCAGAAAGAGGAAGCAGCUUGGCGAGCACAAGGAGCCAUGGCAAAAGAAAGUGGUAAAUACAAAUACGAAGCAGAAAGCAAGAGCAAAAGUAAAAGCAGUUCUGGCGCUGCAAUCGUUCCAGUUUGUUUGCCAUUAUGCUGCGGCUUGCCGUGCACUAUCAUAUAAGAAGAUAUAUUUUGUUUUAUGAUAAAAACACUUAUGUUAUCAAUUACAUUAUAAAAUCUCUUUCAUGUUUAUGUAUCGUAAGGAACAUUCGUAGCGUUUUGCUUUUGACGAGAUAAUCCGAUGAGAAUAUCAGGUGCCAUUUAUUUAUCUAAUGAAUUUACGUAUGAUGAUUUUACAAGUUUAAUUAUUUAUAUAUUUUUAUUCUUAUUAUAAUAAUACUUGUUCACGUAACUACUUAACGAAACUAUUAUCUAUAUUGCCAAUCUUAUUGUUCUUGUACAUAAAACAAAAAGAAAAAAAUCGGAAAAGAACUAAAACAACACAACACUACUUAAGAAGUGUUUGUUGAUUUGUUAAUGUACUAUACAUAUUGUAUUUUUAUUAAAAAUGUAAUUAUGAUAUGUUAUUUAUAUUAAUAAGCACGUUUUUCACUAAUUCCUAUUAACCAUGAAGUAAGUUAAAUCAUUAAAAUGUAUUUUAGUACGAAAUAAUAAUUAUACUUAUUUA
This is a messenger RNA of Dalotia coriaria, 2764 nucleotides long. RefSeq lists its product as uncharacterized. The coding region runs from base 236 to 2257 and encodes 673 amino acids. The transcript is spliced from 7 exons. NCBI's taxonomy places the organism in Eukaryota, Metazoa, Arthropoda, Insecta, Coleoptera, Staphylinidae. The record is from RefSeq and is a predicted model, not a curated record.